Molecule: messenger RNA, 2609 nt
Organism: Acanthopagrus latus (yellowfin seabream)
Lineage: Eukaryota; Metazoa; Chordata; Actinopteri; Spariformes; Sparidae
Product: succinate receptor 1-like
Exons: 3
Coding region: 141-1118 (325 amino acids)
Biological process (GO): G protein-coupled receptor signaling pathway
Cellular component (GO): plasma membrane
Molecular function (GO): G protein-coupled receptor activity
Source: RefSeq, a predicted model, not a curated record
GAUAGUGGCUGCACCUGCUCACGGACACACUGCCUAUUCACACCACCAGCAACAUCGCAAAACUACAGCAUGAUAGUGGCUGCACCUGCUCACGGACACACUGCCUAUUCACACCACCAGCAACAUCGCAAAACUACAGCAUGGUAUUCAAUUGCUCAGAGCUAGACGACAUACUGGAGAAGUACUACCUAUCACCAUCUUAUGCCAUCGAGUUUGCCAUUGGGUUUCCUGGCAACCUUAUAGUUGUACUUGGUUACAUAUUUUGUUUGCAGGUGUGGCAGAGCUGCAACAUUUACCUCAUCAACCUGGCAGUCUCCGACCUUAUUUUCCUCUGCACGCUGCCACGGCUCUCCUACCUCUAUGCCAAUGGCCAAUCAGAAACAAGGGCUGCUGCUUGUGUGAUCAACUGCUAUAUCUUACAUGUCAAUCUUUACUCUUCCAUCCUCUUCAUGGUUUUGCUGAGCAUGGACCGCUACCUGCUGGUGAAACAUCCAACACGAAACCACUACCUGCUGAAACCACGCACUGCACUGAUCGUGAGCGGGCUGGGCUGGCUAGCUGUUAAUGUGCAAAUUAGUCCAAUGAUAGCAUUGAUGGUUGAUGACCUGCACAGCGCAAACUGGCAACGCUGCCAAGAUUAUGCAAGCCUACAAGGACGGGUUGACUCGUUCAGCUACAGCCUAGGGCUAACCAUGACAGGUUACAUUCUCCCACUGCUUGGACUUUGUGUCUUCUCCUACAAAAUUGCACAGCUGCUCCAUGCCCAGGAAAGGGCUAUACAGCGCAGGACAACAUCGUUCAAGAGGCCUCUCAGGGUUGUUGCAUCAGCUGCAGCCAUCUUUCUGGUUCUCUACACUCCCUACCAUGUGCUGAGAAAUAUCAGAAUAGCAUCUAAGCAGCCCUGGGCUGGGCUGCCUCAUUGUACAAAGAUGUACAUAGAGGGCAUGUAUAUUGUGAGCCGACCGCUGGCCUUUGUGCACAGUGUCAUCAACCCUGUCUUCUACUUCCUCAUGGGUGACAAGUUCAGAGAGCUUCUAGUGACAAAGAUCAGAAAGCUGGCAAGAAAAACAGAGUGGCAAAACUCAUCAGCCCUACAAAAUUCAACACAAGAUCCCUGAGUCACACAAGGAGACUAGUGUUUAAAGUAUUUGUCAGACUGUCUAUUAAUGACGUAGAUAGUUUUUUGAAGUGACCAUAUCCACAAACAUAUUACAGAAUUAUCAUAAAAAAGCAUCAGAGAAUCAGGAAAGAGGAAGUUCCAUGUUGAUAAAGUAAUAUUAUGUAAAAUAGUUCAAUACAUGGGUUAUUUUUAGGGGUUCAGCACCUGUUGCUAUGUAAAUGUGUUCUCUGUUUGAGCAUAUGUAUAUAAAUGGAAACAGCAUGCUGUUUACAGUUGUAUAUGUAUUUUUUUAUGGCUUCAUUAUUCAUAAAUGUAGUCGGUUGCUGAACAUGACUUUGUUAAUUGGUGUUACUAUUUUUGCAUGUCUGCAUUUCAGUCUGUAAUGUACUGUUUCAUCUGUCAACAUAAUGAAAUGUGAUCUUAAUUCGACUGAUAAUUGUUGGCUGUUUUUUUUUAUUAUAUCUAAUAUUUAUCACUAGUAAAAGUAAAAUGUACAUCUUUUGAAAAGAUUCAGUAGGACAAUUCUUUUUUCUGUGACUUUCAACAGAUCCAAGUUAAAUUCAGAUUUUUCAGAUUUCAGAUUUUUUUUUUUUUUAAGUUGGCUCCGUAAUAAACUGCUCCAUAAUGCGAGGUCCCGUAAAACUAACUAUAUCGAUUUAAUGAUGUCCAGUUCUGAUCAUAUUGUCAAUAAAAUUUGUGAGGUUCUUUGUUUAGGUGUACAUGCUUGUUGGGAGUGACAGUCUACCUGCCAAAUAUUACCACAGCACAUUUUCUGCAUUUGCUUAAAAAAUCUAUUGCAUGUAGCUCUCUGAACUCCACUGUAUUAACACAAUCCUAAGUCAACCCUGCUGACCACUGCUUUGACUUUGGUGCAUUUUUCUUCUCUGAAUGUAGCCGAGUUACUGAUUAUUUCAAAGAACUUCUUUUGUGUUUUUGUUUCUCAGCACUUUACCUGUAUAUCUUUCCUGCAGUUUUUGAAAUGGGAUAUCUUACUACUCAAACAUUGAAAAGAAUUGUAUUUGUUAUCCUUUACAAGUACUAAAAGAGGAUUCUUUGAUCAUUCUGAAAAUCGGUCAAAGAAAACACUGUCAUCUUUUGAUCUCUGUGUUUUUGUUUUUUUCAUGGAUUUAACUGAUCCCAGCUGGCAAGUUAUGUAGCACCUUACAUCGAGACCUAUUCAACUGUGUUAUGAACAGUAUUUUCAUUUUCAUUUCAUUUCAUCAUUCAUAUUGUGUUUUGGUUUUUUUUCCCCCCAAGUAAUGUACAUGGAUUACAGACUCUUGGAAUAAAGAUAAGGGGAAUUGCAGGGUGGCUGAUGUGUCAUCAUAUCCUAUUACUGUAUUUGUUUUGUUUGUGUAAAUCAAUAUAUUUGCAAUUUAGGCAUGUGCUGUGGUGCCAUCUCAGAGACACUUUAAAUUUGUAAUCACAUGAAAGCAUCACCUCAAUUCAAAAUAGUACCUUUCCUUGUAGCCUGUCACAUUUUCCAGUU